Messenger RNA from Parascedosporium putredinis, 654 nucleotides. The record is from the annotation of a GenBank genome assembly. Lineage: Eukaryota; Fungi; Ascomycota; Sordariomycetes; Microascales; Microascaceae.
AUGAUCAACGCCUUCCUCGUCUUCAACGGCUCGGGCCAACCCCGCCUCACCAAGUUCUACACCCAGCUCGCAAGUCGAACCCCCGCCCCCGUGACGACCCGGCGCCUUCCCUUCCCCCACCAACAUCGGUCCUCACGCAAGCUAACCCCCAAGAUAGGACACAAGCAUACAGCAGCGCCUCAUCUCCGAAAUCUUCACCCUCGUCUCCAACCGACCCGUCGGCUCUUGCAAUUUCCUGCCCCUCCCACCCCUCCUCGCCGCCUCCGGCACCUCGACGACCUCGUCCGACGAGCAGAACGACGUCCCUCUCUCGUCACCUACCGCAACUAUGCCACCCUCUUCUUCAUCAUAAUAUCUACUUCUACCGAGUCGCCUCUGGCCCUCAUCGAUCUCAUCCAGGUCUACGUCGAGGCCCUCGAUCGCCUAUUCGAGAACGUCUGCGAGCUUGAUCUCAUCUUCAACUUUGAGAGCUUGCACGCUGCCCUCAGCGAAAUGAUUGUCGGCGGGGUCGUGGUCGAGACCAACCUGGACCGCAUCGUCUCGGGCGUCAGGGCACAGGGCACCGUGGCCAAGCGGCCCGUUAACGAGAGCAGGGGCGCGGGACUUGGUGCGGGCCUGGGCAUGGGCACCAACUUUGGCUGGUCAGGGAGAUAG